Daldinia vernicosa is the source of this 2391-nucleotide messenger RNA. Its product is annotated as MFS general substrate transporter. Bases 280 to 2064 code for a protein of 594 amino acids. Gene Ontology annotation, molecular function: transmembrane transporter activity. NCBI's taxonomy places the organism in Eukaryota, Fungi, Ascomycota, Sordariomycetes, Xylariales, Hypoxylaceae. The transcript has 18 exons. Gene Ontology annotation, biological process: transmembrane transport. Gene Ontology annotation, cellular component: membrane. The record is from RefSeq and is a predicted model, not a curated record.
CGUAAUGUCGCCAUUCUCGUAGUGGGGGUAUUACCAUGCAUUCGACCAAAAUGUAAAUCCUGAGGGUGUAGAAGUCCCUCUAGAUCUCUUAGUAAUAUCACGUCUCAGAACGCUAUCUUAUAACGCCCUCCACUAUAGCCGCUAGAUGAAGGGUACUCGUUCUAUGUAGCAUCUGUCAGGCCUUUCAGUCCUGUGGCUCCCCUAUUAAUAUACUCGAUUUGUUAUUCCCGAGAAGUGAUUCGUGCGAUAAUAUCCUUCUCCUUCGAGUAUAGAGGCGAUAUGUCUUCUCAACAACCGCCUACCGCGCCUUUGGGUGCCAGCUCCGCUGCGACGUCCGACCACGACAGCGUAAGGUCAAAAGGCCAUCUCGACGAUAAGCUUCCCGUCGAGGUGACGCCCACUACCUCGGCAGCGUUGGUACCGAGAGAGACUGAGCGUAUGGAAUCGGUGCUUGGUGAUGCUAUUCUGCGCUUCUUGCGACUUCGAAAGGGUCCGAAGACUGAACCGUACGAUCUUGAUGCGAUUGCAACACAACCUAGUAUCUGGGAUUCCGAGAAUGUGGAUGAAUUAAAGCAGCUCUACAUUCACCCCCAAUGGGAGAACUGGUCUGCUUUCGACCCUAGUUUCCGAUGGACAUGGAGGGAAGAGAGAGCGGUGCGACGUAAGGUUGACUGGAAGAUUAUGGUCUGGGUGUGUGUUAUGUUUGCUGCUCUCAACAUCGACCGAGGAAAUAUUUCCAACGCUGUCUCGGACAACAUGCUGGAAGACUUAGGCCUUAGUCGCGCCGACUACAAUACUGGUCAAACCAUCGCGCGAGUCGGCUUUCUAGUAGCAGAACUACCUUCGCAACUUAUUUCCAAGCGUAUCGGUCCCGAUCUAUGGAUUCCGAUCCAAAUAUGCAUUUUCAGCGUUAUAUCUGCCCUGCAGUUCUUCCUCGAAGGGAGAGCUUCUUUCCUCGCCACCAGAUACUUAAUAGCAACAUUCCAAGGUGGCUUUAUCCCUGACACGAUCCUCUACCUCAGUUACUUCUAUACUGGUAGAUCGCUUCCGAUCAGGUUAGCUUGGUACUGGAUGUCUUCACAACUAGUCGACAUCGGUGUCGGUUUCGCUGCUGUUGGUCUCCUAUCCAUGCGCGGUAUCCUGGGGUACGAAGGCUGGCGGUGGUUGUUCCUAAUUGAGGGCGCUGUUACCUUCUUGGUUGGAGUUGCUUCAUUCUUCCUCAUGCCUCAAUCUCCGGCUAGGACAAAGAGCUGGUGGAACCCUAAAGGGUACUUCACCGAGAAGGAAGAAAAGAUCAUUGUCAACUCAGUUAUCCGAGACGACCCCCAGAAAGGAGGAAUGUACAAUCGACAAGGUCUCUCCGUCAAACAAAUAUGGGAGAGCGCGAAAGACUACGACAUGUGGCCAAUAUACGCUCUAGGUCUAUUAUUCGGCAUACCGAAAUAUCCCGUCGGUCAAUACUUGACGCUUUCCUUCCGAGGUCUGGGAUUCAACGUCAUCCAGACCAAUUUACUUUCGAUUCCGAACAUCGUCGGUUCCAGCAUAUCCAUGCUAGUCAUCACUGCGGUAAGCGAAUUGGUAAAUAAUAGGAGUUUCGUAUCGAUGGCGGAAGAUGCUUGGUUGUUGCCCUGUUUCGCUGCUUUGAUAGCCCUGCCGGAUCCGAUCAGCCCUUGGGCGUACUUCGCGAUCGCAACAGUGUUGCUGUCAUUCCCAUACACCCACCCUAUACAAGUCGCCUGGACGAGUAGGAAUGCGGGAUCCGUCCAGAACAGAACAGUCUCUGCUGCUAUCUACAACAUGUGGGUUCAAGUCAGUGGAAUGAUCGGCGCGAACAUCUACCAACCCAGCGACUCGCCGCGAUACUUCAAAGCAAACAAGGGUUUACUAGUUAUCUGUGUCUGGAUGUGUGUAAUACAAUACCCGGGCACAUAUUAUUACUACCGAUGGAGAAAUAAUUCAAAGGCGAAGAAGUGGGAUGCCAUGACUCCAGAAGAACAAGACAACUAUAGGAAGACUACAACCGAUAAGGGUAACAAGCGACUCGAUUUCCGUUUCGCAACUUAAAAGUCGUCAAUAGUGAUUAGCCAAGAGAGGAAAACUGAAAAAGGAGAUGGAUACAUAUGCUGCCCCCGAAUUUGGAAAGUCUUUUGGAGCCGUUACGAGCCUGUCAAUUGAUAUAGUAGCUAUAGAAUAGUGUGUAUGACUUAUCACGUAUAAGGUUGCGGUGUUUAAGUCUGAGGAGCUCUAUGAUACCGUAUAUUCAAUAUUGAUACCUUCUUUGAUACCCUACCAAGUCUAUAGUUGACAAACGGUCAUUUUAUAACAGCGGUUUACCUACUCCUUAACAUUAUGGUUAUAGCUCAAGGCAUUCUCAUGACAUUUUAACAGAAC